AUGAUGCUCCUUCCGGUGUUUGAGCGCUUCGCCGAGUUCGGCUGGCAGCCGUUCGUGGAGCCUGCUGAGACCUUCGAGUUCUUCUCUGUAUCGGGUGUCUUCCGUCGCGCCAAUGUGGACGCUUCGCUGCAUGGAGGGCACUCUGGCGCCCAGCAUCUCAUACAGCGCAGCGCUCUCUUCGACGUCUGCCUAAAGAGCGGCCUGACACACCUCGUGGUGUCCUAUAUCCGGGCCGAGGAGGCACAAUCACAGCCCGAAGGCGCCUUUGCUGGUGUCAAGAACUACGUGCUGAAGGAGCCAAUCGCAGUGCAGCAAUGGGCGCGUCGUCGUCUUGAGGCCAUCGAGCAGGGUGUUAACGAGAUGAUCAGUGAGCAGCAGUACAGCGGCCGCGAGUCACCACGCGAUGCCCAACUAGAAGCUGUGGAGGAAGAACUGCGGCAGCUAAAUGGUUUGCGUAUGAUCUUGAUUGCACUAACGGAGAGGCUUAAAGAAGGCUCUCGUCAGGCUGCAUAUAGCUCCAACGGAGUCGAUGCUGACGGCAACGGACUGAAUGAUACGGAACUCAUGCGACUAACUACUGCAGGCAUCCAGAACUUGCUGCAAUUGCUCGCUCGUACACAGAGCGUCACAUGCGCUUGCAACUGCAUGCUGUGGCUUAACGAGAACGAAAUUACAGCGGACAGCGAGAUGUACAACGCGUUUUACAGCCAAGCGAGGUCACUGCGCGUCACGUACCGCGAACAAUUUGAGGAAAUUUACGGGAAUAAGCUAUCAUCUGUGGGCGGAUUAAAGGAACCAAUGCUGUUGAUUGAGCACGUGAUGAAGAGCGCGAAUAUCUCGCUGGAAAAUCUUGGAGGAAGCUGUCCACCUACCCAACUGGGACAGCUGCUGGAGCUGCUGCGAACGCCGACAAUCCAGAAAGAUGUGGUUCAGUUUUACGGCGACGAAGUGGAUCGCGAGCCUAUUGAAGGAUAUUUUCGAGUACAGGUGGCAUUGCUGCUGUAUUUCUGCCUCGAUAGAGCCUAUCUGAGUGUGUGGAAGCAGCAUACACAAAGCGGUGCUCGAAUUGCGAACAAAAUGCGCUCAUUGGCUGAUUCUCUUGCAGCUCAGUUGAAUGUGCGUGAUGAUAUGAAGUUGACGUUGCUGGCUCUAUGGCUGGUGGAGAACGCAGUUGUAGUAAAGACUUCGGGGGACGACCAGGUGGCCGCCAUUUACGAACAUGCUAUUGGUCUUUUGCAGCAAUCGAGCGCGAUGCAUUUACACCAGAAAUACGACCUGGAAGCCGAUCUGAUUCUUCAUUUGCUCGAGACGUUGGUCCAUCGAGGUGAGAGUCUCGUGGCGUGGAAAGUGUGGAACACGUUUGGAGUCGAGUUAGAGCAAUCUCCGCCAGCAGCGACGGAGUUGGUUGUUGUUAUUUCAUUGGAGUUGGAUCUGUGGGAACGUGCGUUAUCGCUGAUCCGCAGUCAAAAGCGCUCGGAUCUGCUGGACUUGUUGUUCAACUGGUUGAUGAAGAGCCAUCGGCUAAAGGAACUGGUUCAGGGAGUGACGCUGUUGCCUUCGGAGGAGAAGCUCUUCCAUACUUACAUGAUGGAGAGUAAUAUCGUAGAGGACGAGGAUGUUCUUCGAGACGAGAGCAUCAAGCGCGUAGACUUCCUCGUGAUGUACUAUAUUCUCAGAAAUAAGUAUGAGCAGGCCUGGGAUGUUCAUCACGAACACUUGGCGCUGAUUCGAGCUAUGUCUCGUGGUGAUACUGAGAUCGCGAUGGCUGCGUUGAACCAACCAAGCUUGCGUAUCCGAGCGUCGUUGCUGUCAAACAUGUGCGCUGAGCCUCCCGCGAAGUCAUACCCGCACAAAAGUAGGAAUGUGCGAUCGGGAGAUCCACAUCGUCACGCCAAGCCGGCUGUGUUGGAGAAUGAGGAGAUGGAGGAUGCAUCGGAUCACGAAACACCAACAUCCCCUGCUCCUACACAAGACAAACCAAGUACCACAGAUAUCCACAGUGAGGAGAAAGAGAUGGCUUCGACCGCGAGCGCCUUCGUCUCGGCUCAGACGGAGCAUUUGACACACUUCCAGGAAAUGGCAGAGGCUGGCGAGUUCGACUACUCGCCAGGCAUCUUCUCGACUCGACAAGGGUCUAGUGUUACAACGCGAUCUGUUGAGUCGCCUGCGCCGCUUGUAGCUGACGUGAAGACUCCGACACCAACGAAAGGCAAAGGGAAGGGAAAAGCUAGCGCUACAGACAUUAGUAUCGGGUCCAUCGACUCGAGCCCAGACUCUUCCCUGCACGCGCUCACCCGGCCGAACCCUGUCGAGACAUCUACUACAUCCCGCGGUAUUGCUCGCCAAGCCCUUAAUUUUGGAUCGUCUCCAGCUAAGCCUUCCAGCGCACCUUCUACCCCGUUGCAGCCUCUGGUGUCCCCGCUUGGCGAUCGCCGUCCGCUUGGCACGCCGCCAGUUCGGUCCAAGAUCAACCCUACCUUCGCUGCCACCUCUUUAACUCCCCCGAAAGCUGCAGGCUCGCCGGACGACUUCUCGUUGAAGCCCCACAAUACUGAAAGUAUGACGGACGAUAGCUCUCCAGUUGAAUCCCAGGAACCGGAAGCUUCAACAACUACUAGCUCUGAGAACCGAGCCGUGCAGCAGGCAACGACGCCGCCCCCUGAAAGUACCGACAACUCUGCCGUGCUGGAGACUCCGAAGCGGUAUCAAUUUGUGCGCGAACCCUUGACCGAUUCGCGUCUUGAAGUAGCACACUCAGAUUCAGACCAUCCGAUGUCACCGGCGACGGAGGAACUGGAAGAAGGCAUGGAGCUGGAGCGUAUUGACGAAGAGUUUAGCACACCGAUCUCCCGUUCAAGAGAACGACGGAAGGAACCUGCCAGCGUUCCAGUGCGUCGCAAUCCUCGACGAUCGGCGCGUCACGUGUACUAA
Phytophthora nicotianae INRA-310 is the source of this 2931-nucleotide messenger RNA. RefSeq lists its product as hypothetical. Lineage: Eukaryota; Oomycota; Peronosporomycetes; Peronosporales; Peronosporaceae. Bases 1 to 2931 code for a protein of 976 amino acids. The transcript is spliced from 4 exons. The record is from RefSeq and is a predicted model, not a curated record.